AUGGAGAGGACGCUGAGGAACGUGCUCGUGGUGUCCCUGGGCUUCCUGCUCCUCUUCACGGCCUACGGAGGCCUGCAGAGCCUGCAGAGCAGCCUGUACAGUGAGGAGGGCCUGGGGGUGACAGUGCUCAGCACCCUGUACGGCGCCGUGCUCCUGUCCUCCAUGCUCCUCCCGCCCCUGCUCAUCAGGACGCUGGGCUGCAAGUGGACCAUCGUCGCCUCCAUGAGCUGCUACGUGGCCUUCUCCCUGGGCAACUUCUACGCCAGCUGGUACACGCUGAUCCCCACUUCCAUCCUGCUGGGGCUCGGGGCAGCCCCGCUGUGGUCGGCCCAGGGCACCUACCUCACGCUCAUGGGGAACGUGCAGGCAGAGGAGGCGGGGAGAGUCGCCAGGGACGUGGUGAACCGGUACUUCGGCAUUUUCUUCCUCAUAUUCCAGUCGUCAGGCGUGUGGGGCAACCUGAUCUCGUCGCUGGUGUUCGGCCAGCUGCCCACUCACGAGCCCAUCCCCGAGCAGCAGCUCCUGUCCUGUGGGGCCAGGGACUGCCUGAUGGCCAAGGCGCCCACCAACAGCACCCAGCGCGUCCCCCAGAAGCUGAUCUACACCCUGCUGGGCAUCUACACAGGAAGCGGGGUCCUGGCGGUUCUGCUGGUAGCGCUGUUUCUCGAACCCGUAAGAGACGUUCCGCAGAAAAGCGAAGCAGAGGACCGAUCUCCAUCUUUUCGGUCCACUUUACUGUCGACCUUCAAGCUGUUUGGAGACAAACGUCUGCGUUUCCUCAUUCUGCUGCCGAUGUACAGUGGAUUCGAACAGGCUUUUCUGGCGGGCGACUACACCAGGGGCCGACGGGGUGUCACAGGCUACGUGCCCGAGCUCCUGGUGCUGUGCUGGGUCUUUCUCGACCGGAGGAUAAUUGAGUUUACAGUUCAAGAUCUCAACUGCCAGGCUGACGCUGUCUGGCAGACACAGAACAACGUUCUUUACGGCGUCCUGUUUGAGAAGGACAAGGAGGCCGCCUUUGCCAACUACCGCCUUGGAGAAGCGCUGGGCUUCGUCGUCGCGUUCGGGUACAGCGCGUUCCUGUGUGUCAGCGUCAAACUCUACAUCCUCCUGGGAGUCCUGUGCCUGACCAUGGCGGCAUACGGAAUCGUCGAGUAUCAGGAGUCCCAGGACCUCGGCCGGCCACCUGCCGGAGGCGCGACGAGGCCAGCGGAGGAAGGAGAAACGCAGACAAAAAUGUGA
This is a messenger RNA of Pteropus alecto (black flying fox), 1242 nucleotides long. RefSeq names its product unc-93 homolog A (gene UNC93A). The coding region runs from base 1 to 1242 and encodes 413 amino acids. The record is from RefSeq and is a predicted model, not a curated record. The transcript is spliced from 8 exons. NCBI's taxonomy places the organism in Eukaryota, Metazoa, Chordata, Mammalia, Chiroptera, Pteropodidae.